Salvelinus namaycush (lake trout) is the source of this 2628-nucleotide messenger RNA. RefSeq names its product mediator of RNA polymerase II transcription subunit 18. The record is from RefSeq and is a predicted model, not a curated record. Bases 1616 to 2242 code for a protein of 208 amino acids. Gene Ontology annotation, cellular component: core mediator complex; mediator complex. NCBI's taxonomy places the organism in Eukaryota, Metazoa, Chordata, Actinopteri, Salmoniformes, Salmonidae. Gene Ontology annotation, biological process: regulation of transcription by RNA polymerase II; termination of RNA polymerase II transcription. Gene Ontology annotation, molecular function: transcription coregulator activity. The transcript is spliced from 8 exons.
CCUAACGUUACCUCUCGGACAUGCCCGAAAAGCCAGUGUUUUGGUGGUCCUGGGAAUGUCUCGAGCGCCCGAAUCCAUUCAUUUCUUUUGACAAUAAGUUUAGAGAUUUUAAGAAUUACAUAGACCAGGCUAAAUAUUGCAACCAAGUGAUGAAUGCGAUAGGACUCCAGCGUCACUUUUUUCAACGUUUCAAAUAACUCCAUUGCAAUGGACGUCUACCUGCCGAGGCUACCAUUGACAACUUUUACAACACAAGGUGACGGUCUGGUGAGUGACAACUGCGAGAAGCAGAAGCGAGUAGGUACGAACAAUGCUGGUCAGCGCCGCACCCAGAUUUUUCAUGAGGAUAAAAGUGGCCUACAUCGCCUUUCCAAAGAUUUCUGGCAUAGAAAGAGUGUUUCAAGGAAUCGUUCACUGAAUCUUACAUGCCGGUAAUAGCCACUGUGCCAGGCAGUGGUUUUAUGCAUGAAGUAACAAAGAAUGUGAUUACCAGAACAUAUUACGCACUUGACUCCGCUCUGAACAACAACACCACCAACAAAAGCAUAGACAAUGGGCCUACUCCUUCAGAUAACCGAGAACCUCAAUGGCUGGCAUCAACAGUAGCUGGAGUCUCUGCAGCUGUGUGCCUUUUCCUUGUUGUACUGGCACUGUUUAUAUUAUGCCAUUUCAAAUGGAGAAUACUCACAGCUUCUGCCAAUCAACUUCUCUUUGGUGGCCAGGGGACCAGCUUUGAGGAAGAACUUACACUUGUUUAUUCAUCCUUGGUUAUCAGGAGACUCCAACAGAGAGAUGACAUCAGAAAUGACAAUGAGUGUGUGUACAGUCAUAUCAGGGUCUAGGAACUAAGAAUGAUUCUACUUUGAUGAGAGGGGUAAUAAAUAGCCUAAAUCAAGUUUUUCUAUUGUGCUCAGGCACACAAAAUUCCAAAAAGGCCUACUAUUGUUGUUGGGAAUUAUUUGUAGGCUUUUGAAUGGUUGGUUUUAUAUAAUCACAUUAUUGCAUGACCUUUAGUUUGUAUUUCAAACUUUUAUUGCACUGUGUCAAGCACUUCUGUACUUAAAACCUUUAAACCACUGUAAAAAAAAGAAAAUGAAGAAAGUCUACUCUUUAUCUCAAAAAGCAUAAAGCCUUUGUAUUUAGAUGUCUAUACAAGUCAUUUGUGACAUAAUUGUAAACAAGUUGCUGAAAUGUGACAUUUUGAACUCAUCAUCGAUCCACUGAGUUGCUUUCAGAACACUCUACAACGUUUCCGUUCUUGAAUGCUCCGUGCUCCAACCCGCUGCGCAUGCGCGGAUCUGGGUGAAACGCUAGAUACUAACUAGCUAUUCCUCUCCAUCACACGGGCUCAAUCAACUCUGUUCUGUCACUGCUGAUAGUGGCAUCUGUGUAGCGGUUGCUUUUGAACGUUUGUUUAUAGCUGCUGCUUUUGAACGUUUGUUUGUAGCUGCCUAGCUAGCUACUUUCAAUUUAACCUUAUUUAGCUAUGAGCUAACGUUAGCUAGGUUGCAAGUUAGCUUGAGUUGGUGCAGUGCAGAUUGGGAAGGAAGAAGCAGAUACGCGGCAGUUUAAGGCCAAACAUAAGUUAACGUUACCUGUCUGACACUGACGAGUGAUGGAGGCCCCACCAGUGUCAGUGCUGCCCAUCACGGGGGGCACAAUCAACAUGAUGGAGUACCUGCUGCAAGGCAGCGUCUUGGACCAGGCCCUCGAAAGCCUAUUGCACCGCCUCCGGGGCCUUUGUGACAACAUGGAACCCGAGACGUUCGCCGACCAUGAGCUGGUCUACCUCCUGAAGGGUCAGCAGGGCAACCCGUUCCUGCUGCGCGCCCGCCGCUCCCUCUCUCACCCAACAGUUCCCUGGCACCUGCGCUACCUGGGCCAGCCGGAGGUGGGUGACAAGUCCCGCCACGCGCUGGUUCGCAACUGUGUGGAUGUGGCCACCUCGCACAGCCUGCCCGACUUCCUCAACGAAAUGGGCUUCCGCAUGGACCACGAGUUUGUAGCCAAGGGCCACAUUUUCCGUAGAGGCGUGCUCAAAGUGGUGGUGAGUAAACUGUCACGCAUCCUGGUCCCUGGGAAUACAGAGAACACUGAGCCGCUGUCACUCUCCUACCUGGUGGAGCUCAGUGUAUUGGUCCCCGCGGGCCAGGAUACCAUGUCGGAGGACAUGCGCAGCUUCGCUGAGCAGCUCAAGCCCCUUGUUCACCUGGAGAAGAUUGACCCCAAGAGACACAUGUAAGAAGGGGUGUGUUAAGAUGAGCCUCUGUUGGCAGUCAUGGACAAAGUGGUUUUGUAUGAUUCCUAUAAGAAAGCUCUUUCCCACAGUCCUUUGUCUCUGUGAAACGCUAGAUCUCACAAUCUUGAUGUGUAUUUCGUACAUUUGGAGCAGGACCACCUGUCAUUAGGAUGUUAGUAGUGUUUGAAAAGGACUUCACAGGAGGAUUGACACAGCCAACAUGGACAUUGUGACAAAUGAGGCUUUGAACGAGUCAAUAAAUAACAAUGUUUCUAUUCAGUGCUGAACUCUUAGCACAUUGGUUUUGUGUGAUGCUGAUAGUGCUUUGUUCUGUGUUUCCAGAAAUGCACAGCUAUAGUGUUUAUUAAACAUGAUUUUUCUCAACUCAA